AUGGAGUCGUAUCUGGAGGCAUUACGCCCGGCCGAACCCAACUCAAUUCUCAUACUCCAUGCCUGCGCCCAUAAUCCGACGGGCUGUGACCCUACACAAGACCAGUGGAAAGAAAUCGGUGCGGUGGUCAAAGAACGGCAGCUCUUCCCGCUUUUCGACGUCGCAUAUCUCGGAUUCCGAUCUGGAAAUUUCGACAAAGACGCAUUUUCUAUCCGGCAUUUUGUGAACGGCCUUGGCCUGGAAACAGCAAUAGCCGUCUCCUUUGCAAAGAAUAUGGGAUUCUAUGGCGAACGAGUUGGAGCGACACUUUUUGUGACCAGCACCGAGGAAGUUGCACAUAAGUGUGAAUCCAUGUUGGAGCGAUUACAGCGUUCCGAGAUAUCGAAUCCUCCGGCAUAUGGUGCGAAGAUUGCUGCGGAAAUCCUGGGCGAUUCGCUGCUCCGCAAUAUGUGGUUCGAAGAUUUCAAGACCAUGAGCGAUCGGAUCGCGGCGAUGAGAACAUCGCUUUAA
Molecule: messenger RNA, 510 nt
Organism: Cladophialophora immunda
Lineage: Eukaryota; Fungi; Ascomycota; Eurotiomycetes; Chaetothyriales; Herpotrichiellaceae
Exons: 2
Coding region: 1-510 (169 amino acids)
Biological process (GO): L-aspartate biosynthetic process
Cellular component (GO): cytosol
Molecular function (GO): pyridoxal phosphate binding; L-aspartate:2-oxoglutarate transaminase activity
Source: RefSeq, a predicted model, not a curated record